Molecule: messenger RNA, 1953 nt
Organism: Fusarium redolens
Lineage: Eukaryota; Fungi; Ascomycota; Sordariomycetes; Hypocreales; Nectriaceae
Exons: 3
Coding region: 1-1953 (650 amino acids)
Source: RefSeq, a predicted model, not a curated record
AUGCAGCCAACCACAAGCAACACGGCCCAGCCUGGUGUCAACACUCAAAUGACUCCUCAGAGCCAGGCUGAAGCCCAAGACCAGUCUCCAGAUGAGCUCCUCACUCAUCCAGAGCGGCAUUUUGAUCUCCUAACAGAUGGCAUGCGACGUCGCCUCGAGGAAGCAGUUGCUCGCGAAUCUCGCACAAACGAAGAACUAGCCGCAAUGGGCGUCGACCCUAAAGACUAUGAUGAACAUGAAGACGAAUAUAUGGAUACAAACAUCGAUUUGGGCCCUGAUAUCGAAAUCAAGGAGCCUGACAGCCAACAGAGCUUCACGAAGAGGGUCAAGUUCUCGAAAGCUUAUGCUCAUGGUCUCUUUGAAGGAGAUAAUCCCUACGAAAUUGAGAAUGAGGUUGAUCAUCUCACCCUAAGUCUCAAGCACACCAGUCUCGAUCUCAUCACUGCUCUCUGCUGCAACCUUGAGCUUGCCAUUGAGAUUGUCCUGCAUUUCGAAAAGCGAUUACGGGACAUAUGCUCUCCUGCAUCCGCUGGGAAAGUCUUCCACUGGAAGCUCUAUGGCAAAACCCUCAUCAAAGAUCCAGCUGACCGCAAUUCGGGUGCUCAUGAUGCUCGGUUCCUUGAAGGCCGCUGGGAAACCAAGAAGACAAACCCUAACCAGAUUCGACUUAUUCCUGGUUUUAAGUACCUUGAGUUGGUCAUCGGCCGCGAUCGAUACUGUCGCGAGAUCAUCGCAAUGAUGGCUCGCAUGGGCUUUCGGAUGCCACAUACAAUGCACAGCACCCUUCUCCGACUCUGGGUUCUACUUGAAAUCCCGACUACUCGCCAGAGACAAUUAUUUCUGAGAAGCAGAAAGUAUUGGACCGACGUCCACCUCUAUAAUGCGCAGUUCUUUAUGGUCAAGCUUUCCAUGGCAUUUACACACCCCUUUUUCAAUCCCAUUAGCAUUGACAUGGUUAAGCUCAUGAUGGGCCAGAAAGGUUUGUAUCCACUAUGGCAAUGCCUCAUGCGACAGAAGUACAGAACUAUGUCAGAAUGCAUGGAGCUCAAGGCUCGCUACGACUUGCGCCUCCCACGAUCUGUUUGGGCUCUAAUUAAGAAAGAAAAUUACCCCUCGGCUUAUGGCGUUCCCGUCCACCAGGUUGGCCUUGGUCAUCUGGAAGGCUGGGGAAAAGGGAUUCGUCAUCUUGGACGCCCUGAUGAGAUCUUACCGAUCGAGGCGGUCUUCCGUGGACUCCAUCUGGAAGACCACAUCACUCAAAUGAUGAUAUGGGGCUACAUCGACUUUGAGACGGGAGAGAACCUCGUCCCUACCGAAGAAGAGAUGUAUAUCUCAGAUGAAGAGGAGAAGCUCAACAAAGCCGACAACACUCACCAUUGGCAGCGCAAGCACGCUCUCAAGAAACGCUGGAAUGAACUCACCCCCGAACAGCAACAAGAGAUUAAGGACGAUGACUCGGAUGAGCACCUCCGCGCUAUGGCCUGGUCAUCAGUUGACAACGAGGACCAAGACUGGGACAGGGAGUCCGACGACGCCGACGACGAGAGCGACGGCGAAUACGACAUCAACACCGAGAUCAACCGUGGAUACCGCAUGCCCGCCACACCUAACGAAAGUUCAUCAGCUGACGAUACCAUGAGCGACAUAUUAGCUGGUGGAGAGGCAAUUCGUGUCGGUAAUCAGGAAAUUUCUGCUGACGAAGUCGCUGAGAUGAUGGGCGGGAUGGACGUCCCUGUUCAGAGAGAGGAGAUUGAGGCCUGGAACACCACGCUCAGCGAGCUCUUCGUCAACUCAAACCCCGAAGUGAAUGAUGCCGACUACGAAAUGGCCAAGAUUUGGGAGAUCUGGUUUGCCAAUGGAAGCUCUGGUCACCCCCCUUCCACCGUCGCACCCAGUACGAUGGGUUUCCAGAACCAGGCUGCCGGUAACAACUCGAACAACAAUGGGCAGUAG